This is a messenger RNA of Labrus mixtus (cuckoo wrasse), 2514 nucleotides long. Its product is annotated as discoidin, CUB and LCCL domain-containing protein 1. The coding region runs from base 52 to 2025 and encodes 657 amino acids. Lineage: Eukaryota; Metazoa; Chordata; Actinopteri; Labriformes; Labridae. The record is from RefSeq and is a predicted model, not a curated record. The transcript has 15 exons.
CGGGCUGUCGGAGCUUGCACCUUACUUUUAGAUGCAGAGCUCUGGGAAAUCAUGCUGGGAAAGUACGAAAACAUCUGGGAUGCUGUGAAGUCUUUUGUCGCUGGUUUCUGGAUUACUAUCAGUGUCUGUUCUGUUUGUGUUCACGGCCAGGAGGGUAAUGGCUGUGGACACACAGUGCUGGGCACAGAGUCUGGCACGCUGGCCUCUCAGAACUACCCAGGCACAUACCCCAGUAACACCUGGUGUAUGUGGAGGCUCCGUGUGCCAGAGGGGCGAAUGCUGCGACUGCUGUUUGGGGAUUUUGACAUCGAGAACAGUCCGGGGUGCAGAAACGGCUCUCUUGUGAUCACAGACAAGAACAGAGGGGAACAGAUUCUGGGCCCAGUGUGCGGGAGGCUCGAUGCAUCGCAGAGGAAUGUGACACUUAGGAGCAAUGAAGUGAUGAUUACCUUCAGGUCAGGCCCACACCUCUCAGGACGAGGAUUUCUACUGUCGUAUGCCACAGACCAGUACCCAGAUCUCAUUUCUUGUUUACAACGAGGAUCUCAUUUUAGCUGGCAGCAUUUUAGCAUGUACUGCCCUGCUGGAUGUAAGGAUGUCACGGGAGAUGUUUGGGGGAACUCUGAGCAGGGUUACAGAGAUACCUCAGUCUUGUGCAAGGCUGCUGUCCAUGCUGGAGCUGUGGCUGAUAGUCUGGGAGGUCAUGUCACAGUGAAGCGUGAGAAAAGUCUCAGACUCUAUGAAUCCACCUUCGCCAACGGAAUCCUUUCAAUAAUGGGAUCAAUAUCUGAGAAGAAGCUGCUCUUUAGUCAAGAAUGCAAAAACAUCCUGAGUGUUUCUGGUUUGAAUGCCUCGUCUUUCCGUGAUAAGCAGAGCCAAGAGGGAACAACGUUCUGGUCCUCCAGAAACAUGGGUACCGGCCAUGAGGCCCUAACCUGGGUUGCAGACAGUAAUGAUCCAGACCCGUGGGUGGAGCUGGAGAUAAGUGAUCGAAGCACUAUCACAGGAAUAAUUACAAUAGGAUCAAACGAGUACUACAUCGAGUCCUUCAUUCUUCUCUUCAGCAAGGACAGAAAAAAUUGGAAGCUUUACAAAGGCGCCCUCAGCAAAGAAAAAAAGGUGUUUAAGGCCUACACUGAUGGCCACCUCAGGGUUCUCAACAGCCUCUUUCCUCCUGUGGUGGCUCGGUUUGUCCGUUUACAGCCGCUGAGCUGGCAUGGCCGAGCCUCGACUCAGGUCCAAGUCUUGGGCUGUCCUGUUGCCAAGGUCACCCCAAGGUCACGCUCAGGCAUUGAAUCUCCAUCCAUCAAAGUGAACAUGGAUACACCACGACCCAGCCCCACUCCUGCCACCACUAAGGGCCCAGUGUUAGUGGAGACGAGACUAAGCUCCAGUCAGCCCGUCAUCGUGGCAGUGGGAGUGGUCCUGGCCCUGAUAAUGUGCGGCAGCUGUUUGUUGGCUGGAGUCUGGUGGAAACGAAGGAAAAAAGAAUCACAAAUGAAGUACUCUCUCCCCACAAUAGGUUGUCAGAGUUUCCAGGCAAAGAGUCUCCCCUGCCCUCAGUCAGAGCUCAUCUCCUACCCUCUGGAAAGAAAUGUUCACGAUGCUCUACCAAGCCCUCCUCUUAACGACUAUGCUGAGCCCGCUGUCGGACAGAAAGUCGGGUCAACAUUUAGACCCUCCUCGGAUGAGGGCUACACCACCCCGUUCUCUUUCAGCCAUUAUGACACUCCUGGGAGCCUGCCAGAGUACGCAGAGCCUCUUCCCCCGGAGCCCGAAUACGCCACCCCGUUCAGCGAGCAGCCCUCUGAGUCACAUGGACCUCCUGUACCAGCACUCAGCGCUGGUACCAGGACGAUACCCAGCCGUUCCCAGUAUGACUGCCCCUCACACAGGAUGCUGUCGAAUGGCUACUGCACGCCCGCUCUACACACCAACGGCCCACGCCCAAUCAGUGUGGUCUACGCUGAGCCCAAGUCAUGUGACUCGUUACUACAGAAGCACACAUAUGAGGAGCCUUUGUAAGCAGCUUAGACAUAAAGAACAAGACUCUUAUGAGAUCAAAUGUGGCGGGACCAGAGGGUGAGCUCAACUGGACACAAAGCUGGACAGUGUUGUCCAAAGUGUGCUCAUGCUGACAGAGCUGCACUCCAGUGGUGAGCCAAAAGUCUACAAGUAACAGCGAACUACUUUGCAUAUAUAGUUCACUGAUCUGAGAGACAUAUGGAUGCAAAUAUUUCCUUUACACGUUGUACAACGGAAAUAUCCUGUGAUGCACUGAAAAAAACAAACAUGUUCAGUGGUGCCUCAGAGACAGUUUAUUAAUGAAAUGUUUUAUCACAAGCUGCACUUUCAGAAAACAUACACGUAUGUUUUGACCUACUUAACAGUUAAGUGAAAAAAGAAAACCUACUGAAUAUGUUACUUGUCCUCACAAAACAUUGUAUUUAUAAUGUAUAAUUUCAACAUAUUAAAACAAAACUUUUAUAAAGCACUAUAAAUGGUACAAAGUAA